This is a messenger RNA of Phoenix dactylifera (date palm), 823 nucleotides long. The record is from RefSeq and is a predicted model, not a curated record. NCBI's taxonomy places the organism in Eukaryota, Viridiplantae, Streptophyta, Magnoliopsida, Arecales, Arecaceae.
GGUGCAGCCCAACUUUUGCUCCGGCGUCCCUAUCCUGCGCCGCGCUUGCUAUCCUGCGCGCCACCGCUGGCCUUGGAUCGCGCCGCCUCCAAGCUCGUUGUUGCUCUAUUUCUCUCUCUCCCUCUCUCUCCCCCUCUUCGAGCACAAGAGAUAAUAAAGAUCAAAGUGUCAUCAAAAGUCAUAUUGCAUCAUGUUCAUCAGAUAUCGAGGAGUGAGGAAAUAGGAUUUGUGGAACCACCCUUCAUCUUGGAUGGUGAAAGCCUUCUUGCAAUAGGAAUUGCUGUAAGAAGAGAGAAUCAUGUCAUGCUUCGCAUGCUGUGGAGAAGAUGAUGUCCAUCGAACAGCCGAUAGCGGAGGUCCCUAUAUGGGAACCCAUUCAGCAGGGAAUGAUGGAACAUAUCGUGCUGCAGAGCCUGCCCCUAAGGGUGUUCAAACUGUAAAAGUCCAGCCUAUUGCAGUUCCAGCCAUUAUUGUAGAAGAAAUAAAGGAAGUUACUAGAAAUUUUGGUGAUGAGGCGUUAAUUGGGGAGGGUUCAUUUGGCAGAGUGUAUUUUGGUGUGCUUAAAAACGGGAGAAGUGCAGCCAUAAAAAAAUUAGAUGCAAGCAAGCAGCCAGACCAAGAAUUUUUGGCACAGGUUUCCAUGGUAUCAAGGCUAAAACAUGAAAAUGUUGUGGAGCUGAUCGGUUAUUGUGUUGAUGGGAAUCUCCGUGUUCUUGCCUAUGAGUUUGCUACUAUGGGAUCCCUUCAUGAUAUUCUUCAUGGUAUGGACCAUAAAGCUAUAUUUUAUUGGCUUAAAUUAGCUCUAUAACAUAUUUCAACUGUU